Messenger RNA from Aspergillus welwitschiae, 1812 nucleotides. RefSeq lists its product as uncharacterized. The transcript is spliced from 2 exons. The record is from RefSeq and is a predicted model, not a curated record. NCBI's taxonomy places the organism in Eukaryota, Fungi, Ascomycota, Eurotiomycetes, Eurotiales, Aspergillaceae. Bases 1 to 1812 code for a protein of 603 amino acids.
AUGAUAUUCAGAUGCAAAAUCUGUUCCGCUCAAUUUCAGCGAGAUGAUCAUCUCCAGCGCCAUCAACUAAGUCACUCCGAACCACGGUACAAAUGCGCGGACAAGCAAUGCGGGAUGCGCUUUCACCGUCGAGAUGCGGUGAGACGGCAUGAAAAGUCACAUCAGCGGAGUGGGACACAAAAGAGAAGGAAACCUCGACGAGGCGUACUCCCUUGCCCUCGCGUUUCAACGAGGAUAGAUACUCUUCUGCAUCCUGGUGACGUCGUCAGAGUUGGGAGCAACCAUGACGACGCACGGUCGCAAUUCUUCACAGUCGACGCAGCCAGCGUGGAUUUUCAGGCCCGACUACGGGCUUGUCCGAGUCUGCAAGCCAAAAGCACUGGCAAAACAAGUGGAGUAUUGCUGGACUGCCGUAAGUGCGCAACUACGAAUAUGCUUUGCGAUGAGUGCAUAUCGUGUCUCUUGCCUGCAACAGGUCUUGCGGAGGAUCACUUCAGUGCGUUUCAGUUUUGCCUGCAACAUUUUGUGCGAGUCCAUACUCGAGAAUUUCCAUUCCUGCACUCCUCUUCCUGGCGGACGAGCUGGGAGCUGUCUGGAAAGGCUCUUGCCAUGGCGGCUAUUGGCGGUUGCCGAAUCCCAUCUUAUGGCGGGCAUUCAAGACUCUACUUCGAUUUGGCCGUUAACCAAGUUAAGAGCUUUACGGCCUCCCUGGACGGCGCGGAGUAUCAGGAUGUACCCGGUGCAGCGACAUGGAAUGACACAUAUUACAGAAGACUGCUUACCAGUUUCGAAACCUAUAUCCUGCUAAUCAGGUAUAGCGUAUGGUCCGAGUUUGCAGACCUCCGUGAAUGGGGGAUAAAAACGCUUGCUGAUCACGCUAUCACGGUGAUGCCUAGGCUUGCAAGAGUCAUGAGCGAUAAUUCACACAACAACUCCACUUCAUGGCUAAUAUGGUUACUGCUAGAAGAGUCGAAGCGUGCGUUAUGGUGUUUCUAUUGCCUCGCCGUUAAAUGUCGGCACUUUCUGCAUUAUUCGAUAUCAACAUGUGAGGUCGUCGUCGGGAACAUACACCUCCCUUGUCCAGAUUCUCUCUUCGAAGCCCCUGACGAACAAACAUGGAUAGGACGUAAUGACUCAAAUGCGCCGCAACACCUGAUCGGCUUAACCGUCCCGUCCCAAAUAACAUUCUACUACCUCAUGUCUCAAGAGCCUAUGCCUCAGUUAACGCCCAACAAGGUUGGCACCUACACCAGCCAUAUUCUCCUCUGCAAUCUCUUAAACACUUAUGAAACCGGCCGGACUAGUUCCUGGAACUUCACAUCCCUCGAUGCAUAUCUAGAUUCAGACAUAUCGUGUUUCCGGCUUCGCACUGAACUCAUCCGUGCCCUGGACUACUGGAAAUGGCUAUUCUGGCGCGAUCCGCACGAACUUUGGCACUCCAGGCACCCAGACCAUCAAAUAAACAGCAUGAUGUUGUGUGUGUACCUAGAGGCACAGAUGUGGAGUUCUUCAAAGCCUCAUCUACUCAGCGCGUCGCGUCGCCGAGCAGGUGCUCAACUUGCGUUUGACUUGCUGUCUCUUAUCUCUCGUACUGGAAUUCUCGAGUAUGCUAAUACCAACUUUUGCAAACAUUCCUCUAGGUUGGGGCGAAAUCGCCGUUUUACGUUGAACCUGUCGUCUACUUCUGCACACGCAGCCUUGGCCGGGCAAUGCUCGCCUGGUACGAUAGUCUUGGAGAUGGUGAAAGUACUGGAGGCAGGGCUACAGAUGAUGCAGAUUGGAUGUUGUAUGACAAGAUUCUGGAGUGCUUGA